Paraglomus brasilianum is the source of this 744-nucleotide messenger RNA. The record is from the annotation of a GenBank genome assembly. Lineage: Eukaryota; Fungi; Glomeromycota; Glomeromycetes; Paraglomerales; Paraglomeraceae.
AUGCAGAGUCAAGCAUUAGGCAAGAACGCUCAUACGCUAGGUGUAUUGCCAUCGAUUCUUAUCCUAGUGUCUGCAUUUGGAAUCGGAGCGGCAUCAGUAUAUUUGGCUUUCGAUAGCUUGUUGUCUGACGAAAUGACGUUAGGCGAUGUAAAAGCGCUUCAUACGGGAUUGUCUAAUGCGGAUGAUGCAGCGCUCGUGUUAUGCUACAUAACAGUCUACAUAUUUCUUCAGUCGUUCGCGAUACCCGGGAGUGUUAUGCUUAGUGUACUGGGGGGAACAUUGUGGGGAACUUUGAAGGCAUUGGCAUUAGUUGGUUUUUGCUCAGCAACGGGUGCAACCAUUUGUUAUUUCCUAUCAUACUAUUUGGGACAAUCAGUCACCAGAGUAUACCUUGCAGAGAGGAUGAAACAAUGGAAUGAACAGUUGGAAAAUCAUAAACAGCAUCUCUUUUCCUACAUAGUCUUUCUGAGAGUGACACCAUUCCUUCCAAACUGGUUUAUCAAUAUUGCCUCUCCUCACAUGAAUGUCGGCAUUAACACAUUCUAUUGGGCUACAUUUUUUGGGGUCAUGCCUCUAUCAUUUAUUCAUGUUCAGGCCGGAGAGACAAUACAUAGAAUAACAGAGACGGACAAUUUCACUUUCUUAACUCCACAGAAUGUACUUACUAUGACAAUGAUAGCUGUCGCUGCACUCAUCCCGAUAAUUAUAAGAAGAAAAUUCGAGAAAAAGGAGAAAGCAGAAUGA